AUGAGAAAUUUGGAUGAAGAUUCACUCCAAUUUGAAACGUUGCGAGACUGCCUCUCAGCCGCCGUCGUAGAGCGCGUGACAAAACCAGCACCGAAAUCAAAACGCCGCUCUAAGAAGGCGAACCCUCGCCGGCAACCCAAAUCUCAUAGUGAUGAUGGCCCCUCGGCCACCACCAGCGGCGCCGCCAGUAACGGCGAUGAAAACACUCAGGUGGACGCGGACGACAUGAUCGACUUCACAUCCUACCUCGCCUCAGAAGCCUUUGACUCUUUUCCCCCGGACCUUAAAUCCCUAUCUCACGCAACCCACACAGCCGACCCGUCCCUCCUACAAUCCCGCUUCCCCCUCCCCCUCACCGGCGCCGACGUGGCAGAUCUCUUACCCACUCUAUCCCCAGACGUCGCGGACUCGCUGGCAGCCUACCACAUCGUCGACCCGGCGAAGCAAGGCGCCCACGAGUUCCUGGCGCCCGUGUUGACAGAGUACAUCUCCGCCCUCGUCGCGCCACCGCCUCCGCCGCGGUCAACGCGGGAUUCCGUGGAGGGUUGCGAGUUAUGCGGGCGAGACUGGAUCGGGUUGACGUACCAUCAUCUCAUUCCGCGCAUGGUGCACGAUAAAGUUGUCAAGCGCGGGUGGCACCGCGAGGAAGAGCUGAAUAACGUCGCGUGGCUGUGUCGGCUGUGUCAUUCUUUUCUGCAUCGGUUCGCGGGGCAUGAGGAGCUUGCGAGGCAGUAUUAUACUGUUGAGUUGUUGCUUGAGCAGGAGGAGGUUGUGAGGUUUGCGCAGUAUGCGAGUCGGGUGAGGUGGAAGGGGAAGUGA
Messenger RNA from Colletotrichum acutatum, 819 nucleotides. Its product is annotated as YisB protein. Bases 1 to 819 code for a protein of 272 amino acids. The transcript has a single exon. The record is from RefSeq and is a predicted model, not a curated record. NCBI's taxonomy places the organism in Eukaryota, Fungi, Ascomycota, Sordariomycetes, Glomerellales, Glomerellaceae.